AGUGAGCCCAGGAAUGAGCAGUUAGCAAACAGCAGCACCGGUAGCACUACCUACAUAACAGCACUUAGAGGGAUUGAGUAUAAACCACUGUAGUGCUAGCAGGCAGACUCAUCCACAUUGGUCCUCAUGGAUAGACUACUCUGUGACAAUGUGAAAGCUUUGGCUUUGCUGCUCACUAUGGGUGUACAGGUGUGGUGCCAGCUGUGUGAGCGACCAUGCCAGUGCCCCAGCCCCCUUCCUCAGUGCUCAGAGGGCGUUCCUCUGGUGCUGGACGGCUGCCACUGCUGCCAGGUGUGUGCCAGGCAGCGAGGCGAGGCCUGCAGUGACAUGUACGCCUGUGACAAGCAGCGGGGACUACAGUGUGACUACAGCGCCAGUUUCCCUGGUGACCCCGGGGAAUGUGUCAGUCAGGAAGAGCUGACCUGCGAGCUCAACGGGGUCACCUACCAGGAUGGACAGGUCUUCCAGCCUUCCUGUAACACCCAGUGUCGCUGCCAAGGUGGAGGGGUGACCUGUGUGCCUCUGUGCCCCGUGGACGUCCUCCUGCCUCGCCCAGACUGCCCUCACCCCCAACACGUCCAGCUGCCUGGGAAGUGCUGCAAGGAGUGGGUGUGUGAGAACCUGGACAACAGCAUUAUUCAGGACGCCAUAACAGCCUCCAGGACGGACGGCAGGCUGUGGCCGGUGCUGCCGGCCCUCCGGCAGAACCCAGCCUUCAACUGUGUGGACCGGAGCACAGAGUGGAGCGCCUGCUCCCGGACAUGUGGCGCUGGGGUCUCCACGCGCGUGUCCAACAGCAACCCAAGCUGCCGGCUGGAGAUGCAGACCCGUCUGUGUAAGGUCCGGCCCUGCCAGCCACUCCCUCCUCAAAGGACCCCCAUGUGGGGGCGUGGGUUGCGAUGCGAGGCCAGCUACAGGUUAACGACGCCGGUGCGGCUGGUGCACCAGGGCUGCUACAGCACGCGCGUCUACCGGCCCCGGUACUGCGGCCAAUGCACCGAUGCCCGCUGCUGCACCCCGUACCAUACCCACACGGCCCCGGUGCCCUUCCUCUGCCCCUCUGGCAGGCUGCUGCAGAGGGCUGUGAUGAUGAUUCACUCCUGUGUGUGCCACUACAACUGCCCAUACUCUGCAGAGUACAGGGCCGGGCCACAGAGGAGUCCAGCCCCCUGGGGCUAGAGGCCCAGCCAACGGGCCCAUGCACUGACUGACUGAGUCCCCCUCAUGGAGACUGUCCAGGAAGGGACCAGGAGGUAAAUUAGGGUUGGACCCAGCAGAGGAUCGUCAUAGGAUAGGUAUUGUGUAAGUAAUGAACUGUGACUGAGUCGGGGACAAAAGUCCUGUUUGACUGGACAUGCUCACUCUGCACUAGGAACCCUAACUCUGCCCCAUUGAAUCUUUGCUAGAGCCCAGAGGUUUUCUCUGUGUGUUUGAAUUGAACAGGAAUGACCAGUGUUGUUGCUUAGAUCUCUGUAACUAACGACUACAUAGAGACGCCAACGUUUUAGUUGAUAGAUACUGUAUCUUGACAUGCAAAUACAGUGUGCUACCCAUUUACCUUUGUGUUGUGGUAGCCAGAUGGAAUUGCACUUAAUUUUUGUUGCUGUAAAUAUAUUUCAGGUGUUUUUAAGCAUUGUACAUUUGCUUGUAUUAUUAUUCUUAACAUUCACAAUGCCUCUCUCUGUCUUGUACAUGACUAAUGUCAUGUUCUCUGUUGUCCUGUCCUGUAAUUAUCACACAAACUCUAAAUCGGACUCUCCUUUAGCUAACAGACAGUUGUUGGUUACAUGUUGUAGUCUGAGUUGACGUCAGUCAAACGCUUUUCAACAUCAGUCUAUUGGAGUUGAUUAGUCUUUUCUCAUUACUGUUGUACAGGAAUGAUGCCUCCAUUCAAAUAAAGCAUCUAACACCAAG
Messenger RNA from Osmerus eperlanus (European smelt), 1914 nucleotides. RefSeq names its product cellular communication network factor 5 (gene ccn5). Gene Ontology annotation, molecular function: heparin binding; integrin binding. The transcript has 5 exons. Bases 127 to 1179 code for a protein of 350 amino acids. Gene Ontology annotation, biological process: signal transduction; cell adhesion. The record is from RefSeq and is a predicted model, not a curated record. Gene Ontology annotation, cellular component: extracellular matrix; extracellular region. NCBI's taxonomy places the organism in Eukaryota, Metazoa, Chordata, Actinopteri, Osmeriformes, Osmeridae.